Messenger RNA from Nematolebias whitei (Rio pearlfish), 840 nucleotides. Its product is annotated as aquaporin-1. The transcript has 4 exons. Lineage: Eukaryota; Metazoa; Chordata; Actinopteri; Cyprinodontiformes; Rivulidae. Gene Ontology annotation, molecular function: water channel activity. The coding region runs from base 1 to 840 and encodes 279 amino acids. Gene Ontology annotation, biological process: transmembrane transport. The record is from RefSeq and is a predicted model, not a curated record. Gene Ontology annotation, cellular component: plasma membrane.
AUGUUCGUCUCUCGUUGGUUUCGUCUUGUCCUGCACGAUGUCCUCGCUCCGUCCUGCUUACAUCACUUCCUGCUGGAGUUUGUAGGCACCGCCCUCUUCCUGUUGGCCAGCCUAUCUGCUGUCCUGAUAAGACCCAACCUGAGAUCAGCUGUCAGUCUGACCAAUCAGAGCUGCCCGUCUUUGGGCGAAUCAGAACUUGUACCUGCAUGUCCUCUGCAUGUGGUCCUGGUCUUCGGUCUUUCUGUUGCCAUGGCAGCGCUCUGUGUGGGUGGGGCACCUCACCUGAACCCAGCGGUUUCCAUAGCAAUGGCUUUGACCCUGAGGCUCCGCCUGUGGAGGGCUGCACUGUACAUGAUUGGUCAGCUGUUGGGGGGCGUGGCCUCUGCAGGGCUGCUGAUGGGCCUGACCAGAGACAUGACGCCCGCUCUAAACCAGGUGUCUUCAGGAGUUCAGCUGCACCAGGCAGUUACCGUGGAAACGCUCGUCACCCUCCAGCUGGUCCUGGUUGUCCUGAGGACCACAGACGUCUCUCUGCCGGCAGCAGCACCUCCUCUGUUGGUCGGUCUGGCUGUCAGUCUGGGUCACCUGGUGGCUGUGGGGGCCACAGGUUGUGGGAUGAACCCAGCUCGGUCAUUUGGCCCAGCUGUCGUCACACUGGACUUCAGAAACCACUGGGUGUUCUGGGCGGGGCCUGCUCUGGGGGCGUGCCUUGCUGCCCUCCUGAAUGACCUGUUGCUGCGGCCGCGCUGGCGUUGCCCCAAAGACUGGUGGGUGGAGCUAAAGCAGCUGUAUGAACUGACCGACAAGCAGCAGGAGGGGGCACUGUCACAGCUGCCGUAA